Leptinotarsa decemlineata (Colorado potato beetle) is the source of this 810-nucleotide messenger RNA. RefSeq names its product G2/mitotic-specific cyclin-B2-like. NCBI's taxonomy places the organism in Eukaryota, Metazoa, Arthropoda, Insecta, Coleoptera, Chrysomelidae. The record is from RefSeq and is a predicted model, not a curated record.
AUGGGUCAAAGAAAAGGUACUGCUGAAGCCAACAUUAACCAUUCGCAUUGUGCCUCAAUAAGGAAACCACUGAGAGGUGACAGAAAGAAGACCACUCUAUGGAAAAUCGGCAAACGGUUGAGGGAUGCCACCAGACACAUUCCAAUUGCCAAAAAUCAAGGAAUAUUGGGAAUGAUUUCAUGUCUGUUUGAGACCAUCAAGCUGCCUAUGGUUGCAAACCCUACGUUCUUCAAAGCAAAGCAGAUUGAAGUCGAGAAAUUAACUUCUGUAUUUCAGACAGGUGUCAAAGAACAACAGAAGCAAGUCAUCUUUGAUAAUAGUAAAUCCACCAUCAAACCCUCUGAGGGGCGAAACUCAUGCAGACAACCAGCUGAUGUUGAUCUCGAUGGCGCCUUAGAAAAUGAUCCUGCAGUGACUACGGAAUAUAUUCAGGACAUUUUCAAAUAUUUGAGAAUCAUGGAAGGUAAGUAUCCUAUUCAGAAAGGUUUCCUCGAUGAUCACGAAAUAACUCCUCAGAUGCGUGCAAUACUGGUCGACUGGCUGGUAGAGAUUCACUUUCACUUCAACAUGCAUCAAGAAACGCUUCAUUUGUGUGUUAGCAUAGUAGACAGAUAUUUACAAGAGACAAAGGUGAUGGAACGUGAUGUUUUUCAGCUGGUUGGUGCAUCGGCAUUGCUAGUAGCUGCUAAAUAUGAAAGGACCUACAUUCCCAGAGUGUAUGAAUUCAAGUCCAAACUUCCAAAUCCGGCCUGGAUAGAAAAUCCGGAGUUGAUUGUUAUGAAAAUAAACAAAGAUUUGAAUAAAAUCUAA